This is a messenger RNA of Thermothielavioides terrestris NRRL 8126, 4889 nucleotides long. RefSeq lists its product as uncharacterized. The record is from RefSeq and is a predicted model, not a curated record. Gene Ontology annotation, molecular function: pyrimidine nucleotide binding; purine nucleotide binding; DNA replication origin binding. The transcript has 4 exons. The coding region runs from base 181 to 4635 and encodes 1484 amino acids. NCBI's taxonomy places the organism in Eukaryota, Fungi, Ascomycota, Sordariomycetes, Sordariales, Chaetomiaceae. Gene Ontology annotation, cellular component: alpha DNA polymerase:primase complex. Gene Ontology annotation, biological process: mitotic DNA replication initiation; lagging strand elongation; leading strand elongation.
CAAGAGCGCGUCUCAUUACCGAAUUGGACUCCCGCUUUGGGCAUACUCCAAUACAAACCUUCCGCACCGCUUCCUUGACUGUUUCCCCAAUAGUGAGGGACAGAUCGAAGUCCGCUCGCUGACAACUAUGACUUGGUCGAAACUCUGAAUUUACAUUUCAACAGCGGAAGACCACUCACAAUGUCCAAAGCCCACAAGCGCGACAGGCUUGCCGAGCUGCGCGCGCUGCGGCAGUCGGGCAAGAAGGUAUUCGAUACGUACAAGGUCGCCGAGGUCGAGGAUCUCUACGAGGAGGUGGACGAGAACCAGUACAAGCAGAUUGUGCGCGACCGCCUCAACCAGGAUGACUUCGUCGUCGACGACAACGGCGAGGGAUACGCCGACGACGGCCGCGAGGAAUGGGACCGCGUGCGUGCUUACGAGUCCGAGAGCGACGACGAUGCCCUGCUCGUGCGUGGGAAGGACCGUAAAUCCAAGAAGCAACGCCAGGAGGAGCAGGCUAAACGAGACGCCAAUGACCGCGACAUUUCCGAGUACUUCACAAAGGGCGCUGCGAAAUCACAGCCCAAGCCCAAGGUCAUAAAGACGGAAGACGACGACAAGUUCCUCAAGGAUCUCUUGGGAGAGGUAGACUCAAACAUUCCCGUUGCGCUGCCCAGGAUUCCCAAAAAGCGAGACAGGUCGGCGGAGAGGAGGAGAGCUCGCGCUCCCUCACCCCCACGAGAACCUCGACAGCCAGCCACCAAGAAAACAAAGAUGCUGGAUGGCAGCGCAUCCUCUCCUCUGCCAAGCGAUGUUAUAAUGACCGAAGAUGAUUUCGUGCCUCCCGUGGAUGACGAUGACGACCAUGCUGCGCCCCCGGAUGUGGCCAUGAGCGACCCGGCCCCCUCAUCUCCCGCAGCAAAGGUCGUCGAGCGGAGGUCACAAGCCAAAUUGGAGGAUGAUGAAGAUGAGGAUGACGACAUGAUGGAGGUUGUCCAUGCUGGCGCUGUUGCUGGCGCCAGCGUCAAUCUCUCUGCUUCGCGGCAGACCAAGAAGAUCGUCAAGCCUGAUCCCUAUCCAACUCCGGCAACCUCGUCUCCUGCCAAGGGUCCAGACGCCACCGUCGACGCAGCGGCCUGGAAUGGUAUCAAUGAGAAGCUCAAUGUGGUGAACAGCUCGCCACCGGAAGCCAGGACCAUGGGCAAGAUUGACUACAAGGAUGCCAUCGAGGAGGACGGCAGCCUCAAGAUGUUCUGGACCGACUACACCGAGGUUAAUGGCAGUCUGUGUCUCUUCGGCAAGGUGCUCAACAAGAAGACCGGCCACUAUGUCAGCUGCUUCGUCAAGAUCGACAACAUCUUGCGGAAACUCUACUUUUUGCCGCGCAAGCACCGGGUGCGCCGCGGCGUCGAGACCACAGAGCAGGUCGAGAUGAUGGACGUCUACAACGAGGUCGACGCCAUUAUGACCAAGAUGAACGUCGACAUGCACAAGAUCAAGGUCUGCACCCGGAAAUAUGCGUUCGAGCUCCCCGAGAUUCCCUCGGAAGCCCAGUACCUGAAGCUGCUCUACCCCUAUACCAGGCCCGCCAUCGAGCUUGGCACCAAGGGCGAGACCUUCUCCCAUGUCUUCGGCACCAAUACGGCUUUGUUCGAGCAGUUUGUCCUCUGGAAGAAGAUCAAAGGCCCGUGCUGGUUGAAGAUCGAAGAUGCCGACUUCGGCGCCCUGAAGAACGCCUCCCACUGCCGGCUCGAAGUCCUGGUCGAGCAUCCCAACAUGGUGGCGACGCUGAGCGAUGGUGACAGCUUCGAAGCGCCCCCUCUGACCCUGAUGAGCCUUGCCAUGCGCACAAUGUUCAACGCGAAGGACAACAAGCAGGAGAUUCUGGCCAUCAGCGCCAGGGUCUAUCAGGACGUCUCGCUCAGCGACACGACCCCGGCCGAUAAGCUGCCCUGCCGGACGUUCACCCUCAUCCGCCCCCCAGCCGCCGCCUUCCCUCUGGGUUUCGAGAAGCUAGCCAAGGACAGGAGGAAAGGCUUGAUCAAACUCAUGAAGCAAGAGUCUGAUAUCCUGUCAUUCUUCCUAGCGCAGAUCGACCUCGUCGAUCCGGACAUCAUCCUGGGACAUCAGCUUGAAGGUGUCGACUACAGCGUUCUGCUGAACCGCCUCUACGAGAAGAAGACGCACCAAUGGUCUCGCUUAGGAAGACUGAGGCGGUCGGCCUGGCCGGCCUCGAUUGGCAAGGUUGGCGGCAACGUCUUCGCCGAGCGCCAGAUCAUGGCAGGCCGCCUCCUGUGCGAUCUUGCCAACGACGCCGGCAAAUCCGUCAUGUUCAAGUGCCAGUCGUGGAGUCUAACGGAAAUGUGCAAUCUGUAUCUCUCGGGAGAUAACCACCGGAGGGACAUUGACAACGAGUUGGCGCUCAAGACGUGGGCCUCGUCCAAGGAAGGCCUGAUGGACUACCUAUCGCAUGCCGAGGCGGAUACUUACUUCAUCGCUGCCCUGGCUCUGAGGACGCAAAUCCUGCCCCUCACCAAGGAGCUCACCAACCUGGCAGGCAACUCGUGGGCAAGAACGCUCACCGGCACCCGUGCCGAGCGAAACGAGUACAUCUUGCUCCACGAGUUCUACGGGAAGAAGUAUAUCUGCCCAGACAAACAGCCCUUCAAAGGAAGGGCGCGCGUCGAGGACGAGAACCAGGAAGAAGACGGCGGCGAGGGCAAGAAGAAGGACAAGUACAAGGGCGGCCUUGUCUUCGAGCCCGAAAAGGGCCUCUACGACAGGUUUGUCCUCGUCAUGGACUUCAACUCGCUAUAUCCGUCCAUCAUUCAGGAGUUCAACAUCUGCUUCACCACCGUUGACCGCACCUUUUCGUCGGACGACGAGGAUGCGGUGCCGCCAGUUCCGACCGACAAGACCCCUGCCGUCCUUCCGAAGCUGAUUGCAGGCUUGGUCGACCGCCGGAGGCAAGUCAAGAGCCUAAUGAAGGACAAAAAUGCUACCCCAGAACAGCUUGCGACGUGGGACAUCAGACAGCUCGCCUUGAAGCUCACAGCCAACUCCAUGUAUGGCUGUCUGGGCUACACGAAGUCGCGGUUCUACGCCAGACCCCUUGCCAUGCUCACCACCUUCAAAGGGCGUGAGAUUCUCCGCAGUACGAAGGACCUGGCCGAGAGCAUGUCGUUGCAGGUCAUCUACGGUGACACCGACUCCGUCAUGAUCCAUGCGAAUGUGGACAACGUCGCCGAUGCCCUCAAGGUCGGCCGGGAGUUCAAGGCCGAGGUCAACAAGCGGUACAGGCGGCUCGAGAUUGACAUUGACAAUGUUUUCCGCCGCAUUCUGCUCCAGGCCAAGAAGAAAUAUGCGGCGGUCAAUCUGGUCGAGACGAACGGCAAAUUCGUCGAGAAGCUGGAGGUCAAGGGUCUCGAUAUGAAGCGCCGCGAGUACUGCCCUCUGUCGAGGGAAGUCUCCAAGCGCAUCCUGGACGAGAUUCUCUCGGGCAACGACACCGAGGUGUCUGUCCAGCACAUCCACGAGUACCUGCGCGAGAUCUCGGGAAAGAUGCGUGCGCAAGCCAUUCCGGCCCAGAAGUACAUCAUCCUCACGCAGCUGGGCAAAGCUCCCAAGGAGUACCCCAACGGCGACAGCAUGCCACAGGUCCAGGUGGCGCUCCGCGAGAUGGCGCGCGGCAAGACGAUGCGCAAGGGCGACGUCGUCUCGUACAUCAUCACGGGCGAUAGCAAGACGACCUCAGAGCCGGCCGCCAAGCGCGCGUACACGCCGCAAGACGUCCUCAAGGCCGACUCGGGCCUCACCCCGGACGUCGAAUGGUACAUUGGCAAGCAGAUCUUCCCGCCCGUCGAGCGCCUCUGCGCCAACAUUGUCGGCACCUCGACCGCCCAGCUCGCAGACAACCUCGGCCUCGACGUGCGCCGCUAUGCCAACAACUCGGCCUCUAACUCCUCCUCGAGUAGUAACCGCGACCUCGACAUCCACCCGCUCGAAUCGCAGAUUCCCGACGCGAUCCGCUUCCAAAACUGCGCCCGCCUGACCCUCCGCUGCCGCGCCUGCAAGGCCAGCGCCCCGUUCGAGGGCCUGCUCGGCUCCGCCGACCGCAUCACGCCCGCGGGGGUGGCCUGCCCGACGUGCCACGCGGUGCUGCCGACGCUGUCGAUCGUGGCGCAGGUCGAGGCGGCGCUGCGCGCGCAGACGGCGCGCUACUACGAGGGCUGGCUCGUGUGCGACGACGCGAGCUGCGGCAACCGCACCCGCCAGAUGGGCGUCUACGGCGCCCGCUGCCUCGGGCCCAAGGGCCUCGCGCGCGACUGCCUCGGCCGCAUGCGCUACGAGGUCGGCGAGCGCGACAUCUACAACCAGCUGGUCUACUUCGCGAGCCUGUGGGAUGUGGACAAGGCCAAGGCGCUGGCGGGGACCGCUACUGCUGCAGGAGCUAGCGAGGGUGGUAAGCCUGGAGGAGGAGCGGAGGGUGUCCCUGCGGGCGAGAUGAGGGACAAGAUCCUCGCGCUGGCGGAGCAUAACCGGGUCAGAUUUGGCACGGUCAAGGGAGUGGUGGAUAAGUAUUUGGACAAGUGUGGCCGGCAGUGGGUCGCGAUGGACACGUUGUUCUCCAAGCUUGGGUUUAUGGCUGCUUAAGCUGUGUAGUUUGGUAUGAUGGUUUUGUAAGCCAGCCUUUCCAGGUUACUGCGUAGCUUGGCUAGCUGGCAUGGCAUGAUGGCGUUUGGGCACUUCUGCGAGGUAAUGUUGAUUACGUUGUUAUGCCUCUUCAUCAAUAAAUGGGAUGUAAUUGCUCCUGGCCCCGGUCUCAAAUGUUUUGCUGAGCAGACAACGAAUGGUCUUUGGCUGGUCCGGGCUAAUGGUGAUCACGGUGUGGUCAUGGAAAGGUCACU